This is a messenger RNA of Phlebotomus papatasi, 930 nucleotides long. RefSeq lists its product as uncharacterized. The coding region runs from base 406 to 894 and encodes 162 amino acids. The record is from RefSeq and is a predicted model, not a curated record. Lineage: Eukaryota; Metazoa; Arthropoda; Insecta; Diptera; Psychodidae. The transcript has 2 exons.
GCUGUGGUGAAAUUACUAACAGUGUUUCUUCGCAUUUUUUGAGUGAUAUUAUUGAAUAUUCAUUGAAAAUUGUGUUGAUUCAAGUUAGUAGUGAUUUGUAAAUGUGACCUGAAGUGAUAUUUGCCUUGUGAAUUAGAUUUUCGUGUGAAAAAUGGGCAAUUUUCUAAGACAUUCACCAGUGAGGUUAUACUCCUUUUGGACAGGUUUUAUCUCUCGAAAUUUCGUGAAGUUUUUAGCCUUUGUGAUGACUAUGCUGGACAAAUGCCUGGAGAUACCAAGGAGCAUCAUCUCUACGAAAGAGAUGUAGCGAGAAAUGCCUUGAAACCCUUGAAAGGCUCCCGGAAAGGUCAGGGAAUGAGCGAAUCCGCACGUACUUGGAGUACCGAAGUCAACUCACUUUAAUGAAUGAUAUGGAAAGUUUCCGGGCUUCUUGUGACAUUCUACGUUUCCCUUACAUGGACAGGAAGAGGACUUGCAGUCUCUCUUAAUGUUACACCCGAAGAGGUGGUUUCGUCAACAAGUAAAUCAGGCCCUAAACCGGUUCGUAAGCGUGCUCUAUCCAAGGAUGAAGACGUGACGAAGCCCAAGAGACGACGUCGCGGACGCAAACCAAUGGCAGCCAAAGCGGCUGACAAGGGGGCAGUGAAGCGAAAAAAGGGUCGGCCACGAUUGAAGCCGCUAAGAGAGGAGGGUGGAUUACAGUCACCUGCCACGGACACCACCUGUAGUACGCCCCGUUUCCGUGGUCCCUACGUUCAGGUGAGAGGCAACGGGGUGGCGUGCGUGAUCAAUACGCCGCAAACGGAGGAAGAUGGUGAAAGGGUAAGGGGCGUCUCCAUAGUCAUGCUAGCAACGAGAGGCGCAAGAUUCGGGGAUUGCAUGUCAGUACACUGAGCACAAAGUACGAUGCAGACACCACAGAUGCCACUU